This is a messenger RNA of Oncorhynchus nerka (sockeye salmon), 3726 nucleotides long. RefSeq names its product dendritic cell-specific transmembrane protein-like. The coding region runs from base 236 to 1675 and encodes 479 amino acids. The record is from RefSeq and is a predicted model, not a curated record. The transcript has 5 exons. Lineage: Eukaryota; Metazoa; Chordata; Actinopteri; Salmoniformes; Salmonidae. Gene Ontology annotation, cellular component: membrane.
AUUAGAUUAGUGCAAUUAUGGUUGGGGAUUCACAAACUGUUCCUUUAAACAAGAGACACAGUGAAGCAGUCUGACAGUCAUAGAGAGGGUUAGGGUUAGUCAGACAGUCAAAGAGAGGUAGUGUCAGAGUGAAGAGGGGCGUGCCACUAGAUAUUAUUUCACUUAUUUCUCCAUAUUAUUUUACUCUUCAUUUUGGACCUGUUCUCCAAACCCUCAACCUGCUCCUCCUACUACAAUGCCAUCCCAACUUGAGAGGCUGGCUCUGUUCCGGGUCUGGUCCACGAUGGUCCUGCUCUACACCUCGGACCACAGGAAGGGCUGGAGACAUAUCCUCCUCCACUUCCUCAGCUGCUUGACCCUGAGCCUGGCCUUAGGAGGGGCUCUCCUACUGGGCCUCUACUUCUCUCUGAACUACAGCCUAGUGGUGUGUGGAAUCACCUCAGGCUGCUGCUCACUCCUGUUGACAGCUGUCCUGUUCUGCUCCAAGAGAGUCCGCUGCUUCUCCUUGCUGUUUCUUAUCUCCUGCACUAUGAAGCAGGGCAGGAACCUGCUUCUGACGGCAGGCACUGGGCUGGUGAUCAUCUGGAAUGUCCAGAACACUUUAAGAAACCUCAGAGAAGUGUCCAGCAGUCUGGUGUGUAACCUGGAGAAGAAGAGAGUGUUGUUGGACAUCAGUCCAAUAAAUAACUAUGUCAAUCUGCUGAGGUGGGUGGGUGAGAAGCUCAACAAGUUCAUAGACUUUGGAGUUGUCAAGUACGAGUCAUCAUUCACCGUCGGACACAGCGUUGAGUCCAACGAUCUGACGGUGAAACUUCAGGAUGCUGUCCGGACACUGAACACAACAGCGAAGAGCACUGAGGUGUGCAUCGACCUGGUGAUGGCUGUGUUCCAGAGAGGAGUCCCGGUACUAGGGGUCACCCUGGUCAUCAUCACCACUACCCUGUUCCUCAGAAAAUACUUCUUCAACCUCAAGUACCAGAACACUUUCAUCACCAGCAGGUUUAUUAGAUACGAUGAUCAACAGAGAGCUGAGGGGAAGCCCUACCUCCUCCCUCUGAGCCCAGAGGAGGCAGAUCAGUUCCGCUCUAUCCCCUCUGCCCGCUUCACACGGAGAGAGGGCUACACCAUGCUCUGGUUCCUGGUUCCAGUGCUCACCCACCUCCCAACCUGGCUCUUAUUCAUCUCCCUGGACGCACUGCUCUACUGGCUUAUUCUGAUUAUCAACAAACACCUUCUGGAACUGAAACCAUUCAGCAUUAACCUAAAGAUGAACCUAAACGAAGACAACAGCAUCGUGUUUAUCCCUCUCCCAGGGGGAGUCAUCAUGGAGGAUUUCUCCUACACCUUCACCCUCUUUCAGGAGGAUUGCCUUCCCCAGCCCUCCCUGCUCCUCUCCAGGUCUCUGGUCCCACUGUCUGUUAUCCUGGUUGUUCUACUGGUCCUAGACCUGCUGUCUGCCAAGAUGGGUCAGCUCAAACUACUGGUUUCAGAACAAUUCUACAACGACAACGCAGACCAGAGGGUGCAGCAACUUCAUGCUAAGAUCAGCCACAAAAGAGCCAAGACGAGGCCUCCAACGAAGAGGACUGCUCUGCUGAGACUGCUAAAUCAAAAAAGCUUCUGGUUUCCACUGUUCUUCCACACUGCGAAGGAGAAUGAUAUGCGUCUCACCUGAAGAAAUCCAAAACAGUGAUCAUCUGGGAAAUUGAUUUUUGCUUUGUCAUGCAUUCAGGCAAUCACCUGUAGAAUUACUUAAAGACCUAGGACUAGAUUCAAUUUGGUUUUGACUUGCAUUGCUAUUUUGUGUAAAUGUUGCACAAAGAUCAACAGUUGCCUACCUGGUUAAUUAGAUAAAGGUGAAAUAAAAAAAAAUUCUAAUCGCUGUAAAUAUGUCUUGUAUUAUAAACACAUUUCUAUAGUUAGUGUGUGAAUAAGUUUGUUGUACAAAGGAUUGGGCUCCAAAACUAUCACAAAUAUGGCUUUGACUUCAUUAAAGUAAAUCUCAGAGUAAUCUUCUCUGAUUUGCUUUGAUGUUGUCUUUAUGAAUAAGAUACAGUUGAAGUCGCAAGUUUAUAUACACCUUAGCCAAAUACAUUUAAACUCUGUUUUUACCAAUUCCUGAUAUUUAAUCCUAAUAAAAAUUCCCUGUUUUAAGUCAGUUAGAAUAAUAGUAGAGAGAAUGAUUUAUUUCAGCUUUUAUUUCUUUCAUCACAAUGGUCAUUAUGGCCAAAUAGUUAUAUUUUUGUUUCAUCAGACCAGAGGUCAUUUCUCCAAAAAGUACGAUCUUUGUCCCCAUGUGCAGUUGCAAACCAUAGUCCGGCUUUUUAUGGCUGUUUUGAAGCAGUGGCUUCUUCCUUGCUGAGCGGCCUUUCAGGUUAUGUCGAUAUAGGUGUAACGGUUUUCUUGACUUGAAGGAGAGGCGGACCAAAAUGCAGCGUGGUUUCUAUUCAUGGUUCUUUAAUGAAGAAAACUAUACAUGAACAGACUAACAAAAACAAGAACCGUGAAACCCUAAAACAGUCCUAUCUGGUGCAAACACAGAGACAGGAACAAUCACCCACAAACCCCAACACCAAACAGGCUACUAAAUAUGGUUCCCAAUCAGAGACAAUGAAUAACACCUGCCUCUGAUUGAGAACCAUAUCAGGCCAGACAUAGAAAUAGACAAACAAGACAUCCAACAUAGAAUGCCCACUCAGAUCACACCCUGACCAAACAAAACAUAGAAACAUACAAAGCAAACUAUGGUCAGGGUGUGACAAUAGGACUUGUUUUACUGUGGAUAUAGAUACUUUGUACCCGUUUCCUCCAGCAUUUUCACAAGGUCCUUUUCUGUUGUUCUGGGAAUGAUUUGAACUUUUCGCACCAUAGUACAUUCAUCUCUAGGAGACAGAAUGAGUCUCCUUCCUGAGCGGUAUGACGGCUGCGUGGUCCAUGGUGUUUAUACUUGCGUACUAUUGUUUGUACAGAUGAAUGUGUUACCUUCAGGCAUUUGGAAAUUGCUCCCAAGGAUGAACCAGACAUGUGGAGAUCUACACAUUUUUUUCUGAGGUCUUGGGUGAUUUCUUUUGAUUUCCCAAUGAUGUCAAGCAAAGAGGAACUGAGUUUGAAGGUAGGGCUAGAAAUACAUACACAGGUACACCUCCAAUUGACUCAAAUUAUGUCAAUUAGCCUAUCAGAAGCUUCGAAAGCCAUUACAUAAUUUUCUGGAAUUUUCCAAGAUGUUUAAAGGCACAGUCAACUUAUGUUAACUUCUGACCCACUGGAAUUGUGAAAAGUGAAAUAAUCUGUCUGUAACCAAUUGUUGAAAAAAUUACUCGUGUCAUGCACAAAGUAGAUGUCCUAACGACUUGCCAAAACUAUAGUUUGUUAAUUAACAAGAAAUGUGUGGAGUGGUUGAAUUAAUGACUGACAUAAGUGUAUGUAAACUUCCGACUUCAACUGUACAUGCAUUUAAAUUGUGCUCUAACGCUCAUAAAUAUGCCUUUGAUUUCAUUAAAGUAAACCUCAAACAUAAAGCAAUCUUCUCUUUUUUUAUUUUCUUUAUAUGCAUUACAAUGGCAACGGCAAUGUCUUCCAACUGCAAGAAGUCCUCUAGCAAUGUCUGAUCUUUUACUUAUGUGUUUUGUUAGACAACUUUUUAGGCUUUCAAGGUGUUGGUCUGAUGGGAAUCUGUGACGUCAUCUUGUUUGAGGAACAAUAAAUAACAAAAGAGGAUAGCCCCAA